GGAAAGGCUUCUGUGGAAGUAAAGAUGGAGGCCAGAGGGGAGUGCUUUCCUAAACAAAGGCAAGUCCUGAUUCUCUUUCUCCUGUUGGGAGAGGCUCUGGCAGGCUGGGAAUCCCGUCGCUAUUCCGUGAUGGAGGAAACAGAGAGUGGCUCAUUUGUGGCCAACCUGGCCAAGGACUUGGGGCUGGGAGUAGGGGAGCUGGCAGCGCGGGGAGCCCGGGUGGUCUCUGAGGAAAACGAACCCAGCUUGCAGCUUGAUCUGCAGACCGGGGAGUUGGUAUUAAGUGAGAAACUGGAUCGGGAGGAGAUGUGCGGCUCUACAGAUCCAUGUGUAAUGCAUUUCCAAGUGUUACUGAAAAACCCAUUGGGAGUAUUUCGGGCUGAGCUACUGGUGAGAGAUAUAAAUGAUCAUUCUCCUGAAUUUCCUGAAAGAGAAAUGACUCUGAAAAUCCUGGAGACAAGCCCUCCUGGGACUGUGUUUGCUUUGAAAAAAGCCCAGGACUUGGACGUGGGCAACAACAACAUCCAAAAUUACAGCAUCAGUCCCAACUCUCAUUUCCGUGUUUCUACCCGCACCAGAGGGGAUGGUAGGAAAUACCCAGAACUGGUACUAGUCAAAGAGCUGGAUCGGGAGGAGCAGGCUGAGCUCAAAGUAACUCUCACAGCGCUGGAUGGCGGCUCUCCGCCCCGGUCUGGUGCUGCUCAGGUUCGCAUCUUGGUCCUGGACGUCAAUGACAAUGCCCCUGAGUUUGUACAGACACUCUACCAGGUUCAAGUUCCAGAGAACAGCCCUGUGGGCAUGCUAGUUGUCAAGGUCUCUGCUAGAGAUUUAGACACUGGGACAAAUGGGGAGAUAUCCUACUCCUAUUUUUAUAGUUCUCAGGAGAUAAGUACAACUUUUGAGCUAAACAACUUUUCAGGAGAAGUUCGACUGAUUAAAAAACUAGAUUUUGAGACAAUAUCUUCAUAUGAGCUGGAAAUAGAGGCAUCUGAUGGUGGAGGGCUUUCUGGAAGAUGCUCUGUCUCCAUUGAGGUGGUGGAUGUUAACGAUAACUUCCCAGAACUAACUAUUUCAUCACUCACCAGCCCCAUUCCUGAAAAUUCUCCAGAAACAGAGGUGGCCCUGUUUAGAGUUCGAGAUCGAGACUCGGGGGACAACGGAAAGAUAACUUGCUGCAUCCAGGAUGAUCUCCCUUUCCUCCUGAAACCAUCAGAAGAGAAUUUCUAUACCUUGGUAACAGAAGGAGCGCUGGACAGAGAGAGCCAAGCGGAGUACAACAUCACCAUCACCGUCAGUGACUUGGGGACCCCCAGGCUGAAGACCCAGCACAACAUCACCGUGACGGUCUCCGACGUCAACGACAACGCCCCCGCCUUCAGCCAGACCACCUACACCCUGCGCGUCCGCGAGAACAACAGCCCCGCCCUGCACAUCGGCACCGUGAGCGCCACCGACAGGGACGCGGGCGCCAACGCCCAGGUCACCUACUCGCUGCUGCCGCCCCGGGACCCGCACCUGCCGCUCGCCUCGCUGGUGUCCAUCAACGCGGACAACGGGCAGCUGUUCGCGCUCAGGUCCCUGGAUUACGAGGCGCUGCAGGCCUUCGAGGUCCGCGUGGGCGCGGCCGACCGCGGCUCGCCCGCGCUGAGCAGCCAGGCGCUGGUGCGCGUGCUGGUGCUGGACGACAACGACAACGCGCCCUUCGUGCUGUACCCGCUGCAGAACGGCUCUGCGCCCUGCACCGAGCUGGUGCCGCGGGCGGCCGAGGCGGGCUACCUGGUGACCAAGGUGGUGGCGGUGGACGGCGACGCGGGCCAGAACGCCUGGCUGUCGUUCCAGCUGCUCAAGGCCACGGAGCCCGGGCUGUUCGGCGUGUGGGCGCACAACGGCGAGGUGCGCACGGCCCGGCUGCUGAGCGAGCGCGACGCGGUCAAGCACAGGCUGCUGGUGCUGGUCAAGGACAAUGGCGAGCCGCCGCUGUCGGCCAGCGUCACGCUGCACGUGCUGCUGGUGGACGGCUUCUCGCAGCCCUACCUGCCGCUGCCGGACGUGGCGGCGGCCGAGGCCCGGGCCGACCCGCUCACCGUCUACCUGGUCAUCGCCUUGGCGUCCGUGUCGUCGCUCUUCCUGUGCUCGGCGCUGGCGUUCGUGGCGGUGCGGCUGUGCAGGAGGAGCGGGGCGGCGUCGGGGGGUGGCUGCGCGGUGCCCGAGGGCCACUUUCCGGGCCACCUGGUGGACGUCAGCGGCGCGGGGACCCUGUCCCAGAGCUACCAGUACGAGGUGUGUCUGACGGGAGGGACUGGGACCAGCGAGUUCAAGUUCUUGAAGCCGAUUUUCCCCAAUAUUGUAAGCCAGGAUCUUGGGAGGAAGUCAGAGGGAAAUCCAACCUUCCAAUCCAACUUUCUGGAAUAGUUUAGGUAUUUGAAACUUAUUCUUUUCCUUUUGCAUUAGUUUUGUCUCCUUGGCCUUUCUGUUGCUUUUUAAAAUCCAGUAGUAAUUUUAAUUGUACUUUCCCCCUGUUUAUACGUAGUAAAUUUACUCUUAACGGUAACACUACUUAAGAAUGUCUGAUUUCUGGAGUUCGUUCAAUUGGUUAAGCCUCUGACUCUUGAUCUCAUCUGAGGUCUUGGUCUCAAGGUCAUGAGUUCAAAGCCCAUUUUGGGCUCCAUGAUGGAGUCUACUUGAAAAAGGGAAUGAUUCCUUUCUACACACUUCAUUUUUUAAAAAAUAUUUUGUUUAAAUAAAAAACAUUUUGUUUAUUUAUUCAUGAGACACACUUAAUCCAGGGACUUAAUCCAGGGUCUCCAGGAUCACACCCUGGGCUGAAGGUGGCGCUAAACCACUGAGCCACCCGGGCUGCCCUACACACUUCAUUUUUAAAUUACUGGAAGUCUUUUAGGUUUUGUUAUUAACCCACCUAUGACUUUUGCAUAACCCCUUUUGUGUUUCGAGUGGAAUCAAUUUGUAUUUACCCAUGUCCACUUUUUCCAAGCUCUUUUUGGAUUUUUGUUUUAUAAAUAAGCAGCAACUGUACAUUUUAUGCUAUUUAUUUCAAAAAGUCACACUUGUAAGCAUUAGAUUUUUGCUCUGAAAUACAUAUGUCACAUCAUGAAAAUAUAUCUAUCAUGCAUUCUUUCAUUAAUGUUUUUUUAAAUUUUUAUUUAUUUACAAUAGUCACUGAGAGAAAGAGAGAGAGAGGCAGAGACACAGGCAGAUGGAGAAGCAGGCUCCAUGCACCGGGAGCCCAACGUGGGAUUUGAUCCUGGGUCUCUAGGAUCGCACCCCGGGCCAAAGGCAGGUGCUAAACCGCUGCGCCACCCAGGGAUCCUUUCAUUAAUGUUGAAAAACAUAGGGGUUCUUACUUACAUGUAACUUAAAUUAUGAUCCUGAUAAGAGUCCUAGACAGAUUUACUCAUACCCAGAUUACAUUUAAGGUGUUCCUCUAUACUUUAACAGCUUUAGUGCCAGGAAAAGCAUUGCUUGCAAUUAUGUACUGUGAUUGCAGAGUAAUUCUUAAGUGACUUCCAAGUUCUAGGCCUAGAGGAUCUUUUGAUGGCACAACAUGCCAAUAUCUAGUUGCCUUUGGAUGAUGACAUUGUACUUGUUGUUAGGGGAUUUUAAAGAAAAUCAUUGCAUAAUUAAUAUUAGUUAAUCAAAGAAAACUUACUUAAAAAUAUAUUGGUGAGGAUGUUGAAUGAUUUGAAGAAAUAAUCAGCUCUGUUUUCAGGACUCCUCUAUCUCCAGGAGCCUCUUAAUUUUGCAGAUGCUAUAAAAUGGUGUGGUAGGCAGAAUAAUGGCCCCCUAAAGAUAUCUGGAUCCUAAUUCCUGGAACCUGUUAAAUAUUAAGCUAUAUUGUAAAGAGGAAUUAAGGUUCAGAUGGAAUUAAGGUUGCUAAUUAGUGAACCUGAAAAUAAGGAGAAUAUCCCAAAUGUUCUGUGUUGGCCUGAUUCAUCAGGUGAAAGUCCUUCAGGGAAGAUAUGAAUUUUCCCUAAGAUGAAUUUUCUCUGUGGGCAGAGGCUUCAGCUUAUGCCCCAGAGUUUCAGCCAGUCCUUUAAUUGCCUGUCUUACAGGUACUGGACUUGCCUAGCCAGCUCCCACAAUUGGGUAAGUUAUUUCCUUGCAACAAAUCUCUCAAAUCUGCUGGUUCUGUUUCUCUGUUUGAAUCCUGAACAAUAAAGUUUUGGUACCUGGAACAAAUAAUUAAAAUCAUAGAAGUUGUUUGGAACUAGAAGGUAGGCAGAGGGUGGAAGAAUUUUGAAAAGCAUGAUGGAAAAUCCUAGAUUUUUUUGGACAGGCUGAUGCUAGAAAUAUGGAUGUUAACAACUCUGCUGUCAAAGUCUCAGAAUGAAGUAAGGAGUAUCGUGGAGAAUAUAUAUGUUGCUAUAUGGAAUACCUAAAUUGUGGUGUCUGGGUGGCUCAGUAGUGUCCAACUCUUGAUUUUGGCUCAGGUCAUGAUCUCAGAGUCCUGAGAUCAAGCCCCACAUCUGGCUCCAUGCUAAGCUAGGAACCUGCUUAAGACUCUCUCCCUACCCCCCACCCCCUCCCCUCACUCUCCAGCACUGGUGUUCCAUCUCUCUCUCUCUCUCUCUCUCUCUCUCUCUCUCUCUCAAGAAAAAAAAAAGAAUACCCAAAUAAUUAUGAAGAGAUGGUAGAAAUAUGGAUGUUAAAGUCACUAAUGUUAAGAGAUCCGAAAGAAAUGAGGUGCAGCCCGUUUUCUUCUUGCUGCUUAUAAUAAAAUGUGAGAGGAAUAAGAUAGAUGGUGGGAAGAACUGUUAAGCUUUUAAAAGGGACUAGAACUGGGUAAUGUGCUAAAUUUUUAGCCUUUUCAGGCUUUUCUCACGAGGCUCAAAUUAGGAAAGUAUGCUCUAGAGCAAGAGCCAAGGGGUCACAGGACAAUCUUUUGCUAGCACCUUGAAAGGAUUAAAAGGUAAGAGUAUUUAGUUAUAUAGCAGGUUCUUUAAAGAGAUUAGGCAUGCAAUUCAUGGAAAUCCCAGCCAUCCCAGCAGAAGUCAGAAAUAGAGAUGAAAUUAUACUGGCAAGAACUGUGAAGUAGCCUAUUAUCUGGGAGAAAGAAUCCCUGUGACAGACACAAGGGACUCAAACAGUUCUUGAGAAUGUUUUGCCAUUAGAAAUAUUACCAGCUUGAAUGAUAUAAGAGAAACCUAUUGUACUGCACAAUUCUAUGAGAAAGCAAUAAUUGAAAAAACUCCUUAGGCCAAAAAACAUACUACCCUCUAUGAGAAAGAAAGGAUGGCUCAAAACAGACCCUGGAUCUCAGAGGGUGGAGGUCCAAACCAAGGCCUUAAAAGGAGAUAGAGUUUUCCUGGAUGGAUUUCUGUGUUUUGAGGGGCAUCUGACUAUUUCUACUUUCUAUUUUCUGUUUUUGAACAGGAAUGGCUAUUAAUUGCUGUCCUGUGCCUGUCCCAUCAUGAUACACUUUGGAGAACAGAUAAUUUGUUUAGUUUCACUGGUCUACAGAUGGAGAGGAGUAAUGCCCAGGAUGUAUAGUACCUAUGGUCCCACCCAUACCUGAUUUAGAUGAUGCAGAUGGUGAAAUUUUGAGUUUUGGAGUUGAUGAAAUUUAGAUGAAAUUAUGGACUGAGUUGAUACUGUAAUGAGAUGAGAUCUUUGGGGAUUUUGAAUAUAUUUUUUUAUCUUGUUUGGAUGUGAAUCUUUGGGAGCCACAGGGUGGACUGUGGUGAAGAGAAUAAGGGCCCCACGAAGUAUCUGUGUCCUGAGAUCUGGAACUCUAUCAUUUGUUAUGUAUCAAAGAAGAAUUCACAUUGCUGAUAGAAAUAAAGUUGACAGCUAACCUUAAGAUAGAUUACCCUAGAUUAUCCAGGUGAGUCCAACAUAAUCAUAAGAACCCUUAAUAAGAGGUGAUAGUGGGAAGCAGAAGAGUCAGUGUCAUAGUGAUGUUUUACAAAAGACUCCACCAGCCUUUACUGACUUUGAAGAUGGAAGGGAGCCUCCAGUGUAGGAAUGCAGGCAGGCACUAGAAGGUAGAAAAGGCAAAAAUAUGUUCUCCUUUAGAGCCUCCAGAAAGGAACACAGCCCAACCUUAAAUGUAGCCCAGUAAGACUCAUUUUAGACUUCUGACCCCUAGAACCAUAAAAUAAUAAAUUUGUGUUUUUAAGCCACAAAGUUUGUGGCAAUUUGUUAUAUCAGUGAUAAGAAACAAAUACCAAUAGCUACUAAAAAAGCCAUUCUGAACCCAUUCGUCUUUGCCUUCCCCUACUCUAGGCCAAAAUAUUCUUGUUUCCAUAAUCUCUUACAGGUAGGAAUGUCCUAGUACUCAGCUAUUUAUUGCUAGUGAUUUAAAAGUACAAUUGGGGCAUUGUGCUUAACGGAAAUUUUUUCUUUCCGUUUUUCUUUUUUUUUUAAUUGAAAUAUAGUUGAUACACAAUGUUGCAUUAGUUUUAGGUGCGCAACAUAGUGUUUUAACAACUCUAUACAUUAUGUUUUACUCAUCACAAGUAUAGCUACCAUCUCUCACCUCACAGUGCUAUUACAAAACUAUUGACCAUAUUCCCUAUGCUGUACCUUUCAUUCCCCCAAAUCAUACAUUCCACUGGAAGCCCAUAUCUCCCACUCUUCUUCACCCAUUCUUCCCAUCCCUCCUACCCCUCCCCUCUGGCAAACACCAGUUUAUUAUCUGUAUUUAAGGAUCUGUUUUUGUUUCAGGGUUUGUUUGUUUGUUUGUUUAGGGUUUUUUUUUUUUUUAGAUGUUACUUGUAAGUGAAAUAAUAUGGUAUUUGUCUGACUUAUUUCACUUACCUUAAUACCCUUAGGUCCAUCCAUGUUGUUGCAAAUGGUGAGAUCUCAU
Molecule: messenger RNA, 6826 nt
Organism: Nyctereutes procyonoides (raccoon dog)
Lineage: Eukaryota; Metazoa; Chordata; Mammalia; Carnivora; Canidae
Product: protocadherin beta-15-like
Exons: 1
Coding region: 25-2412 (795 amino acids)
Biological process (GO): homophilic cell-cell adhesion
Cellular component (GO): plasma membrane
Molecular function (GO): calcium ion binding
Source: RefSeq, a predicted model, not a curated record